AUGGAUUCAGGUGGAACAGGCAGCUCCGCUGGGGCCACGGCAUCUACCCCGAUCCCAACGAGCAAUGCAUCGCUGGAGCUGUUGGCCAAACUAGCCCCGUCGGUGCCUACCCAGCUGCCCAACGGCUACCCCGGAAAGUCCUCGUUAUCGCUCGAGCUCGAGACCGAUGACUCGACCUCGUCGGACGACCAGGUGGCCAAUCCGUUCCAUCCUGACUCUUCCGUGAGCGACAAUGAAAAUGACCCCAACGACGAUGACCAUCCCCGGAGGAGCUCCACGAGCUCGGCGUUCGACGAUCGUCCGCGAGAAAUUUUUGGAUCUGCUCCACACCCAGCUCCAUCCGCGGAUGGGUCGACCGCCACGCCAUCGUUGAGCGUGCCAUUUACGUCCGCAGACCACGCCAUGCGGCCUGGAACUGAGGCUAGGCCAAACACAUCCAUCUCGAUCUCCGCCAGAGCCAGCCACCAGCAUCAGUCCGUCAAGUCGCUCCAGCAAAGAAAAAAACCCCCACCACCCCCGCGAAGUCAUCACGGGAGACGAAUCAGUGCGAGUGCAAGGACUUCGCCCAAUACUGCGAACAAUCUGGUUGCCUUGUCUUUUCAUGCCUCGUCUUCUCACGCCUCACCUCCUCGAUCUACUAAUCGCCUUUCAUACCAUGCCUCCUCUCCCGAAAGCCAGACCUCCGCACGCCCGCUCGGCACCCCCAAUGCCAGCUCGGCCUCCCAAUCUCUAGAGCCAGACUACUUCUCGGUCUCGUCCGAAGACCAGCAGCAGGUAACAGACUCAACCUCAACCGAGUCCCUCCACCGCAGCCACUCCCAACGCUCCCAAAACUCCCAGCACAAACGCCCACCCACACCCCCUCUCAGUCGCCGGCACAGCCAGAUGCGGCGGUCCAAGUCCACGCAGUCCAAGUCAAGCGGUAGCCGCUUGACCAUGUCCUCACGGGGCUCCGAGAACGCUGGCGGCUCGCAACCCCCGAGCCCGGGGCCCUCCACCCGGUCUGUUGCUUCGUCUCUCUCCCAAGACCGCAAGCGCAUCAGCAUGCCGCCGCCCCCUUCUUCUGGGGAGCGGGAUCCGCGAGCCCCUGGGCCCCCGGGCCUGUCGGCACCCGAUGCCCUCUCGCCAGCCCCCGUUAACCUCAGGUGGAACCCUUCCCCGCCCGACCGACGUGCGUCCUCGCAUGGCAGUAUACCAACCGACAGCUCUACAUCUACACCUGCGGCACCCCCGCCUCCACCGCCCCCUCGUCGCGCGCGAGACUCCAAGGCUCGUAGCAGCGAUAGCAGGCCAGUCUCUCAGGUGACUGGGGCAGAGAACAUACCCUUGCCGCAGCCGUCAAAUGCACAUGACAUAUUGGCUGACCUGUCGCGGCUGCAGAAAGAGGUGGAUGAUCUGCGCGGCCAUUAUGAGAACCGCAAAGUCAGUCAGUAG
Penicillium canariense is the source of this 1434-nucleotide messenger RNA. RefSeq lists its product as uncharacterized. The transcript has 2 exons. NCBI's taxonomy places the organism in Eukaryota, Fungi, Ascomycota, Eurotiomycetes, Eurotiales, Aspergillaceae. Bases 1 to 1434 code for a protein of 477 amino acids. The record is from RefSeq and is a predicted model, not a curated record.